Kluyveromyces marxianus DMKU3-1042 is the source of this 1089-nucleotide messenger RNA. RefSeq lists its product as uncharacterized. The transcript has a single exon. Lineage: Eukaryota; Fungi; Ascomycota; Saccharomycetes; Saccharomycetales; Saccharomycetaceae. The coding region runs from base 1 to 1089 and encodes 362 amino acids. The record is from RefSeq and is a predicted model, not a curated record.
AUGGACGAAUUCCCUUCUUCCAGAACAAACCACGGUGCUGUUGCUGUUAUGCCAUCAAUAGAUUACGAUGACCAAAACACAUUACUGUCCCCGCCACAUUUAGAUGCACAAAUAUUAGAAGACGACGAGAACUCAGUGUUUUCUGAUUCAAGUACCAUUGGAGACUUGGCUCAGAAUGGGUAUGUCAACAGAUGUCCCAGGUUUGCAGGUGGAAGAAUAAUCAUUUUCGCUUCGAUUAUGCUUUCUAAGGGAUUCUUCGCCUGGUCGGAUCAACGAUCUUUCUCCAUGUUCAUUGAAAACCGUAGGAAACUCGACAAAUGUCUCGAUUCUGGAACUGGCUGGCCCUUGUUCCAUUUCGUAUCUAUAGGGUUCAGAUCCUAUUUCAACAAGAAUGUCCCGGUGAAUCGAAUCUACAAAUACAAAGUGGUCGACAACGAUAGCGACGAUCUGAAGUCACUUAAGCAACAAAACAAGGAGCUAAUUUACAAGAACAAGAAGCAAUCCCUCUAUAAGAUAGAAUUCUGUAACAUAUUCCGAAAUGUUGAUAAUAAGACGGAGACGGUACGUCACAAAUUUGUUUGCUACAAACCAGAUGGUUCAACUUAUACUGUAACGUUGUUAAAUACUGUCGGAAGAAGGCAUACGGAUUGUUCAAUUUUUGAGCCCGUUACAGAAACAUCUUUAAACCUCCGAUGGCAGGGUACCACUGGGUACACUUCAGUGUUUGGUGCAAAUGAUUUUAAGUUGGUGGUUUUGGAUGAUGACAUACCACAUUUAAGUACACAUACUGGACAAGAAAUUAUCGACCUCAGGCGACAACCAGAUAGCAACAGGAGACCUGAAUCCAGAAUGCCAGUGUGGGGAAUGUACUCUAGAGUUACAACAGUGCUACCUAUUCCGAAACGGCGUGUACUAAAAUUGGCAGCGUUCGAAAUAGGAGAAGUAGAAGAAUCUGAAGAGGUUCCUUUUACCACUGAAGUCCUGACAUGCAUGUGCAUGUACUUACACGAACUUGAAUCUCGUAAAGAGAGGAGAACUCCUUUGUCAACUUCUAUGAAUACAAUGCCUUUUGGUGACUUUGUAAUUUGA